AUGAUAGGCACGUUGCUCACAGGCCGUGUAGUUCAAAUUACUGAUAAAUUAGUUGCUUUAGAAACUAAAUUAGGAUGGACUGUACAGGGACCUAUUCAAGCUACGUCAUGUCUUUCUGUCAUUAACAGCAAUAUUAUAAAUGUAUGUCAUUGUACUUUUGAUAUUGCCGAUUUAUGGAAGUUAGAGACAAUGGGUAUUUCUGACCCAGAAGUGGUAAAAAAGCGUAAUGAAACUGAUUUGGAAAUAUUAGAAUAUUUUAACAGUACAGUCAGGCUAAAUAAUUAUGAUAGGUAUGAAGUGAACCUUCCUUGGAAAGAUGGUGGAUAUAAAAUGCAGCUUGUGACUAAUUAUGAAAUUGCAUUGAAACGAUUAAAGUCGACUACUACUAAAAUAACUCAAUUGGGGAUACUCAAGGAAUAUGAUGAAGUUUUUAAAGAAUGGUUGCACAGUGGUAUAAUUGAGAAAGUAAAUAAUCCGAAUUCAAAACAAGGUCAUUAUCUGCCACAUCAUGCUGUUAUUAAGGAAUCCAGUUUAACAACAAAAAUUAGACCUGUAUUUAAUGCAUCAGCAACUCAAAAAGGUAGUAUUUCUUUGAAUAAUUGUUUGGAAAAGGGUAAUAAUUUGAUAGAGCUUAUUCCACCCUUAUUGAUUAAAUUUCGAAAAAAUGCUAUCGGUAUUACGGCUGAUAUAAAAAAGGCAUUUUUACAAAUUUCAUUAAAACCCGAUGAUAGAGAGUACUUAAAAUUUCUUUGGUGGAAAGACGUCAAUAAAACAGAUGGAGGUAUGGUAACGUACCGUCACUGCAGAGUGGUCUUCGGAGUAACGUGUAGUCCCUUCCUUCUUUCAGCAACCAUUUUAUACCAUUUAAAUAAGUACGAUAACCAUACAGCGAACGUACUGAAAAGUGCAUUUUAUGUCGAUAAUUGUGUAGUAAGCGUAGAUAGUAAAAAAGAGAUGGAAACCUUUAUAAGCGAGUCAAAGUCAAUUAUGCUUAAAGGAGGUUUUGAGUUACGAUGCUGGGUAACUGGACCACAUAUGGUAGAUAAAAAUGUUGAAACUAUAUCGGUACUAGGUUUAAUGUGGGAUCCAAAGCGAGAUGAGAUUUUUUGCAAAAUUCCUCAAUUCAAUUUAGAACGUAAAGUAACAAUGAGGACUCUUUUGUCAUGUACUCAUAGUAUAUUUGAUCCUUUGGGAAUUUUCUGUGCUGCGACAUUAUUACCAAGGUUGUUAAUUCAAAAGUGUUGGCAGGUAAAACUUAAUUGGGAUGACGAAGUACCUGAUUCUAUAGAAAAACCGGCAAAAGAAUGGAUGAAUCAAAUAGGUAUUUUACAGGACUGUCAUUUACCACGCCGUUUGAGUGACACAUCAUUAAAAAAUAGCAACAAAUCUUUACAUAUAUUUAGCGACGCUAGCCAAUUGGCUUAUUCAGCUUGUAUAUUCUUACGAUCAGAGUUUAAUGGAAUAGUGUCAGUAAAAUUAGUAUUAGCUAAAAACAGAAUAACUCCACCAAAACCAACUUUAACUAUACCUCGACUUGAGUUACUGUCCGCAUUGAUGGCAAGCAGACUUGCAGUUCAAGUUAAAAAAGCUAUGGAAUUAGAAUCGUGCAAAGAAUAUUACUGGUCUGACUCUAGUAUAGUUUUAUCCUGGUUUACUAAAACUGAUUUAAAUGUUUAUGUACACAAUCGGGUAAAAGAAAUUAAAGAGAAGACAAACGUAAAUAAUUGGCACCAUAUUCCAGGAAAUUUCAACCCCGCUGAUUUACCUUCGCGUGGUUGUAACCCUCAAAGUUUAAUUAAUAGUAAAUGGUGGAAUGGACCGGACUGGUUACGAAAACCAGUGUCAGAAUGGCCGUUCUCAGCAAUCAAUCCAGAUAUUAAUGAGGUAAACAAAGAGAUUAUUAAGAGGUGUCUUCUGGUUAAGAAACAUGAGAACUUUACUGAAAAUCUGACAUACUUUUCUGAUUUCAAUAAAAUUGUAAGAAUGAUAGGAUGGUGUUAUAGAUUUGUAAAUAAUUCAGGAAAGAAGAAUAAUAAACGACAUGGAAAUUUAAUUGCAGAAGAGUAUGAAUACGCGGAGAUGAAAUUAUUACAUUUAAUUCAGAAAGAGACUUUUAACGAGGAAUAUAUAAAAAGAUUGAAAUUAGAAACAUUUAGGGACGGUGAAAAUAUAGUAAGAGUAAAGACACGUGUGACAUUGUCGGACGAUACUAAUAAUUUUAUAAGACCAAUAUUACUACCAGGUAAAAAUAUAUUAAUAGAACGUCUAGUAAGGCUGAAACAUAAAGAAACAUUACAUGCUGGAUCUCAAACUUUAAUAAACUGCGUACGAGAACAGUACUGGAUUAUUGGAAUUCGGCGUUUAGUAAAAAGUAUUAUUAGACAUUGCGUUGCAUGCAGAAGACAUAAUUCUCGACCGUACACUGUUCACAGUGCACCUCUUCCGGCCGAUCGUGUUCGAUGUGGUGCUGCCUUUGAAGCUACAGGAAUCGAUAUGGCGGGACCCUUAUAUUUAAAAUCCGGUGACAAGUGUUGGGUUGUAUUGUUCACCUGCGCAACUUAUAGGGCUAUACAUUUAGAACUAUGUACAUCUUUAUCUACAGAAGAUUUUCUGUUGUCACUUAGGAGAUUUUUAGCACGUAGAGGUAGAGUACGUACUAUUUAUAGUGACAAUGGAACGAAUUUCCGUGGAGCGCACAGUUUAUUGAAUAAAAUCGAUUGGACAGAAAUAAGCAAGAAAUCUUCCAUUCAAAAACUACAAUGGAAAUUUAUACCCCCUAAUGCGCCGUGGUGGGGAGGAUUUUGGGAGAGACUGAUUAAAAUGUUAAAAGAGUUAUUGCGGAGAAUGUUGGGAAAAGCGGCUCUACAUUAUACAGAAUUAUUAACUAUCUUGACAGAAUGUGAAGCUAUUUUAAACAAUAGACCUCUUACAUAUAUUACGGAAAAUACGGAAAAUUUGAUGCCGUUAACACCUUCUAUGUUUAUAAACUGUUUAUCAUACGACGUUUCAGAUUUAGAUGAAGUAAAUACAGAAUCAUUAAAUAAUCGUUUAAAAUAUAUUCAGAAAUUAAAGAACGAUUUUAAAGUGCGUUUUAGGAAUGAAUAUUUAGCUAUAUUAGCCCAAAAGACACAAAAUAACAGAAUACAAAAGGGAUUACAUGUUAAAGUCGGUGAUAUUGUUCUUAUUGAGAUCAAUGAUACGAAGAGAGUUAACUGGCCGUUAGCUAUUGUGGAAGAAUUGUAUCCGGGGGUUGAUGGUCAUGAAAGAGUAGCUCGCCUCAAGACAACAUAUGGAGAACGCAUAAGACCAUUACAAAGACUUUAUCCUUUGGAAAUAUCCACAGUAGAUCCUAUUGCAAAAGAAGCAAUAGCGGUACUUCCUAAAACCACAAGAUCGGGGCGUGUAAUUAAAAUUCCACAAAGAUUACUCGUGUAA
Molecule: messenger RNA, 3435 nt
Organism: Achroia grisella
Lineage: Eukaryota; Metazoa; Arthropoda; Insecta; Lepidoptera; Pyralidae
Exons: 1
Coding region: 1-3435 (1144 amino acids)
Biological process (GO): DNA integration
Molecular function (GO): nucleic acid binding
Source: RefSeq, a predicted model, not a curated record